GGGGUCUCCUCCCCGGAGCUCCUGAGCCCUCCGCCGGCCGGGCCGGAGCGCGUAUCCGAACGCAGCGCCGGCAGCGUGGGGCCUCCUGCGGGAGUGCGGCCUCAUUCUGUAAUGGUGAGGGGCUUUUAGUGAAGUUGCGUGGUUUGGAUUUUGCAGUCAAAAUACUAAUACUGUCAUCUCCUGGUUAAACAUGAAGUCCUCACAAAACACCCACUACUUUGUCUGGAACACGUGUGGAUGUUAGGGGAUGCCUGCAGGGAGAGUUGGCAGCAGCUGUCCAGGAAUUCUUAUAUUGCACGGCACCUCCUUUAAUAUUCAUAAUUAAAAUGGCAAAAACAACUGAUCCUUCUGAGAAACUGAUCAUCCACUCCAAAGCUCACAAAGAUACCAUUCUAGCUAAUUUUGAGGAGCAAAGAAAAAAGGAUUUUCUUUGUGACAUUACUCUGAUAGUGGAGAAUGUGCAAUUCAGAGCCCACAAAGCUUUGCUGGCUGCCAGUAGUGAAUACUUCUCAAUGAUGUUUGUAAAUGAGGGUGAAAUAGGGCAGUCAGUUUACAUGUUGGAGGGAAUGGUUGCAGACACCUUUGGAGUUCUGCUAGAAUUUAUUUACACUGGUUGCCUCUGUGCCAGUGAGAAAAGCACAGAGCAAAUCCUGGCUACUGCCCAGCUGCUGAAAGUGACUGACUUGGUAUGGGCCUGUACAGACUACCUGGAAAGCCGCAGCCCAGGCUGUGCAUUGCCAGCUCCAGCUGAAAGCAUAGCCUCUGUUGUUGCAAGUGACAGGAAAAAUGAUGAUCCACCAAAGCGAAAACGGGGGCGACCAAGGAAAAUCAAGGUUGUCCAGGAAGAAGAAGAAUCAGGAGCAAAUUCUGCUGAAGAUGGGCAGCUGAGAGAAAACAACUCCAUGCAAAAUGAGCAAAAUUAUAUGAAAAAAGACACUGAAGUAGAAGAAACAGUUGCCAGUGAACAGGCUUCAGUGAGGAAAGAGGGAGAAGAAAUUGAACCUGCUUGUGGCUCAGAAGCUGCUGUUGAUCUGUCAGCUGAAAAAGAUGAAAACUGUGAUCCCAAAUCUGAAGAAAUACAGAGCACUCAGAGCCGUUACAGCAAACGUAGAAUAAGGAGGUCAAUCAAACUGAAAGAUUAUAAACUUCUUGGGGAUGAGGAUGAGAAAGGAUUGGCAAAGAGAACUGAUGGAAAAAGAAAACGUGCAGGUUCUGAAGCCCGCUGUAAAGACUGUGGCAAAGUAUUUAAGUACAGUCACUUCUUGGCUAUUCACCAGCGAAGCCAUACAGGGGAGCGUCCUUUUAAAUGCAGUGAGUGUGGCAAAGGCUUUUCCCAGAAGCAUUCUCUUCAAGUCCAUGAGCGAAUGCACACUGGGGAACGGCCGUACACGUGCACCAUUUGCAGUAAGGCUCUGACAACAAAGCAUUCUCUUCUGGAGCACAUGAGCCUACAUUCAGGGCAGAAGGCUUUUACCUGUGAUCAGUGUGGGAAAUACUUCAGCCAAAAGAGACAGCUCAAGAGCCACUAUCGACUACACACAGGCCGUUCACUGCCGGAAUGUAACCAGUGUCAGCGCAAAUUCAUGGAUGCAGCUCAGCUAAAGAAACAUCUAAGAACACAUACAGGUGAGAAGCCCUUCACUUGUGAGAUUUGUGGCAAAUCAUUUACAGCUAAAAGUUCACUUCAGACUCACAUUAGAAUUCACAGAGGAGAAAAGCCAUAUACUUGUGAUAUAUGUGGAAAAUCCUUCUCUGAUUCCAGUGCUAAGAGAAGACAUUGUAUCUUACACACAGGCAAAAAGCCUUUUGCCUGCCCAGAAUGUAGUUUGCAGUUUGCUCGUCUAGACAAUCUGAAGUCUCAUUUGAAAAUUCACAGCAAGGAAAAGCAGUUUCAGGAAGCCAGCACCGCCCCGAGCACCAACGCUCAUCCGGAAGAAGUGAGAAACAUUCUCCAGCUGCAGCAGUACCAACUUGCCACCUCGGGAGGGCAGGAAAUUCAGCUGCUGGUUACGGAUGCAGUACACAACAUCAACUUCAUGCCCAGCCACAAUCAAGGCAUCAGUAUUGUGACUGCAGAAAAUGCCCCCAGCAUGACGACAGAGCAGGCUGCGAACCUCGCACUCCUUUCACAGCCACCGCAGCAGCUGCAAAACUUGUUGCUUUCAGCUCAGCAGGAGCAAGCAGAACAAAUUCAAAGUAUCAAUGUGAUUGCAAACCAAAUAGAGGCUGCCCAACCUGAACAAAUGCAUGUCAUCACUCUUUCCAAGGAAGCACUAGAACAUCUCCAUGCUCAUCAAGGACAAAAUGAACAAAUCCACUUGGCGGGAUCUUCACAUCCAGCUCAGCACGUGCAGCUGGCUCAGGAAUCAAGUCAGCAGUCUCACUCUAGCCACGACACGGUUCCUUCCCAUCAAGUCAGUGAAGAACAUAAUCAAAGUGUACUUGUUCCGAAUCCCAUCAGCAGCCUCUGUCAGUAAAUGAGUCAUCUCGUGAGCAUCCUAUCCAGGGACAGGAUUUCUGAAAUGCUUGUUUGUCAGCAGAGGGCUAGGCCAGAGAAUGCUUCUCAUCCCGGCAGGGAUUACACAUGUCACACUUUUGUUUUUGCAACAUAAGCUAUCCAAAGAUGCAUUUCUUGGUGGUUUUUGGAUGAGUGACUCAGUUUCUUUAACUGUAUUUAUUUUAGACUAUUUUCUUUUUCUGGAUUGGUGUUUUUUUACCAUACUUAGUCUUCCACAAGUACCUCACAAGUAAUUAAUGUGUGGUUGUGUGCCUCAUACGCAUCUCUGCCUCCUGAACAGAUACUUUUCCCUUAUUUGCAUUUCUGAGUGACUCUCCAGAGAUGUUCAUCUUGCUGGUAGGAGAACAAUGUGUAGAAUAUCUGUGGAUCAGAAAGUACCACUUCUCUGACAAACUUAACGUUAUACCUGAGCUACUAUCAAGCUUAAGAUAACCAGUACUUUUUGCAAAGGCAACACCAUAUUUCUUAUGUUUAAUGAACUUUUUUUUUCUGCAGGUUAAUGUAUAAUUCUCUAUGUAAUCAUUCCCUGAAGUGCAUUAUGAGUUACUGACUACCAAAUUUAUUUGGUUUGGGUUGAAACUGUUGCAGCCUUUAACUGGCCCUGAAUCUUCCCUACUGUUUACUGUGUGCUGUACACAUCUUGCUCCUCAGAAACAUUUAAGCCAUUGCACUUGAAUAGUGGCAAUGAGAUGUGAUGGUUACACUGGAGAACUGAAACCCCACAAAUUCUGCUUUGUUAGUUCUACCACUCACUCUCUGUGUGACUGUGGGCAAGGUAGUUGACCUCAGUGCCUUGUUUCAUCAUCUAGUAAGUGGGGAUAGUGUUCACACACUCUGCCAAGCACUUUGAAGAGCUCUUGAGGUUGAAAGCAUUGUCUGUUGAAGUGCAAAACCCUCUACCUGACAGGAUUCUGUCUAAGCUUAGGAGCCACUGUAUAUGUAAAGUGUUAUUUUUUGUACUUUUUGAGAGAAGAAUAUAAUCUUACUUUAAUAUAUGUUAAGACUAGUAAUUGUUUAUGUGAGGAUUCAAACAAUGAAGAGCAUCACUUCAGAGCAUAACAAGUUACAUAAAUGGGGCACAUCACUUAAAGUUGUACAGCUAUUUUUGUUUACUAAAUUAGAUGUGUACAGAUUGUUUUCAAUGACUGACUGCUAACAAAGAAGAUUUGACAUUGUAAUAAAAUGCCUUGCCAAAAUACAUGCUUUCUGUUUUCAGGUUUGACUACUGGUAACACCUUUGCACUGGUAUGCUAAAAUCCAGAUAUAAUGCCACUGGUAUGUUAAAGUCCAGGUAAAAUGCCACUGUUACUUAAAAGAACAUGCUCAAUUGUCUCUUCAGCUUUAAAAUGUCAUACUUGUGAUUUACAUGGAUGUUUUAUGUUACAACAAACAAAAAAAAUCUAAAAAACUUGGUGAAUUUAAAAGCAAAAUUACCCAUAGUUUUUAUAAAAUCCCUUGUUCCAA
Messenger RNA from Lonchura striata (white-rumped munia), 3982 nucleotides. NCBI's taxonomy places the organism in Eukaryota, Metazoa, Chordata, Aves, Passeriformes, Estrildidae. The record is from RefSeq and is a predicted model, not a curated record.